Cygnus atratus (black swan) is the source of this 482-nucleotide messenger RNA. RefSeq names its product vesicle associated membrane protein 8 (gene VAMP8). Gene Ontology annotation, molecular function: SNAP receptor activity; syntaxin binding. NCBI's taxonomy places the organism in Eukaryota, Metazoa, Chordata, Aves, Anseriformes, Anatidae. Gene Ontology annotation, cellular component: SNARE complex; plasma membrane. The transcript is spliced from 3 exons. The record is from RefSeq and is a predicted model, not a curated record. Gene Ontology annotation, biological process: vesicle-mediated transport; vesicle fusion; SNARE complex assembly. Bases 114 to 413 code for a protein of 99 amino acids.
ACCCCGCCCCCUGCCCCCGCCCCUGCCCCGGGCGGUGCCGCCGCCGCCGCUCCCGGAAGCCCCGGGCGGGAACGGGACCGGGACCGGAGCGGGGCCGGGCAGCGGCUGCGGCCAUGGCGGACGCCCCGGGGGGCAGCGAGCGCGUGCGGGACCUGCAGCGGGAGGUGGAGGGCGUGAAGAGCAUCAUGAGCCAGAACGUGGAGCGCAUCCUGGCGCGGGGCGAGAACCUCGAUCACCUCCGCAACAAGACCGAGGACCUGGAGGCCACGUCGGAGCACUUCAAGACGACGUCGCAGAAGAUGGCGCGCAAGUACUGGUGGAAGAACACGAAGCUGCUCCUCAUCCUCGGGCUGCUGGGCGCCGUCAUCCUCAUCCUCAUCAUCCUCCUGGCCUCGGGCGUCAUCCCCACAUAGGGCCCCCCCCACUCCCCUGCCUGGGGGCCCCCCCCAGAUGCAGCGGCCCCAUAAACGUGGUGCUGCGGA